Messenger RNA from Acanthisitta chloris (rifleman), 3525 nucleotides. It is a transcript of the gene LRRC66, whose product is annotated as leucine rich repeat containing 66. The coding region runs from base 1 to 3525 and encodes 1174 amino acids. Lineage: Eukaryota; Metazoa; Chordata; Aves; Passeriformes; Acanthisittidae. Gene Ontology annotation, molecular function: protein binding. The record is from RefSeq and is a predicted model, not a curated record. The transcript has 6 exons. Gene Ontology annotation, cellular component: plasma membrane.
AUGGCUAACCUUCAUCUGAGUGUCAUAGCUGUGGUCCUUUUCUUUAACCUUCCUGGAUCAGCGAGAGCAAAGUCCCAGUGGAUUCUUGAAACACAUCACCAUUCAGACUGCUGGUGGCAAGGGGAGUUCUUGCUGAACUGUUCUUUUACCAGAAUAUCAACUAUCCCAGAAGCUAUAUCACAAACAGCAACAACAGCUGACUUUAGUUACAAUAAUAUUAGAACUUUUCUGUGCACUGAUGAAAGAAAUGAAAAAUGGAUGCUAAAACACCUGAACCUCAGUAACAACCUGAUUUCUGAACUCUCCUUAACUACUUGUACGUAUUUACCUGUCUUAGAAACCUUAAACCUCAAUGGUAAUGCCAUCCACACCCUCACACUGGACACACCUAUGCCUGCACGUGGCUCUACAACACACAGAAAAGUUGAUCAUCUCCUGCCUGCUUUGAAAAUACUGUCAGUCGAAAGAAAUAAUCUUAAUACAGUUCCAAGAGGACUGGGCCUGCUGCAAUCUUUACAAACUGUCCGUAUGGCAUCCAAUAGCAUACGACAGAUCGAGCCACAGGAUUUUCAGAACUGUUCACAGCUGAAGGACAUUGACCUGCAGAACAACAACAAGAUAACUAAAAUUCAUCCAGAUGCCUUCAGGGAUCUCAACAAAUUACAGGUCGUAAAGCAGUAUAACCACUAUUUCAAUGUUCUAAUCACCAUUAAAGAUAUUAAUUACAAUAUUCAGCAUGAUUAUAUUGCUCUGAUUAUUAUAUUAGUAUACAAUUAUAAAAAUGAAAGCAAAUGGGACAGUGUGUUGCUCAAGACGGCCCUAAUCCCAACAGGGAGCACAUCAGUGCUGAACUGUAACUUGGACAACACAAGGGGCAAUGGAGUCUCCUGGUGGACACCUAAAGGCAGAAUUUCAGAAAAUCAUAGUCUUCCUCAUAUGACACUGGAUAAAAUGAAUAAUUUAGUGAUACACAAUGCUGAGAAAACUGCUGAAGGAAUAUAUUUGUGUAUUUUUAAUACAACAAAGGAGAACUAUCUCAUUUACAAUCUACAGGUGAAAGAGAGGGUUUCAGCAUCUCUGGUUAGAAAAGCCCGGGACACUAACAGUGUUUUUAGACAAGGAAGAACAGAGUCAGACCUUGCACUGGCUGUCUCCCUCUCAGUGCUCAUUACAUUUGUUUGUGCAUUUUGUCUGGGUGCUUUUGCUAGACCCUACCUGGUGAGCCUGUGGAGACUCAUGCACGGGAAUAAAAAUUCAGGUUCAAACCAAAUAUACACAGACACGUGUCCUACAGAAUCUUCUACUUUGCAUGAAAGAGUCACUUCUAGUGGUGUACAUCCACUAAAUCCUGAAGCAGAGCAUCAGAACCCCAGCAACAUGAAGAAAAAAUCACUAUUUUCAGAUAUCAAAACUAAUAUUGACCAUUAUCAAAAUGCAAAUGCUGAUGAUAAUGGACUAUUUUCUGUAAGGACAGAUUACCAGAAUAGCAAUGAAGUAACACCAAGACAAUCAAUGAGUAAUGACAUUGCAUUAUGGAAAGAUUCAACAUAUGCAAAGAACAAACACUCAGAGAAGAACAGGUUCCCUCCCAUACCCAGAAGACUGAAUGCUGACCCUUACUCAAAUCACACCAACUCUUCAGAUUCAGAUUUAGCCUUCAUGGGAGAAACCAACUCUCCGUUUUCCACAACACAAACACGUACAGUUGCACAAGACUCUAGAAACAGCAGAGUAAGCAACAACUCUGGUCUGGAACAUUCUGAGAUGACAAAGGCUACACCAGAUUCUCCAGAAAGAAAAGAUAUUGUUUCACAUAAUGAACCCAUGCACACUACAAAAUUUAAGCAUGAAAGGCAAAGCCGUGAUGAACAACUUGGUCUAAACAGCAACACAAAUAUGACUAGUGAUGUGGGACGUGUUAUUUUACCCAGUAACUCCAGAAGAGAUACAGAUAUUGAGCACACAAAUAUGACUAGUGAUGUGGGAGAUGUUAUUUUACCCAAUAACUCCAGAAGAGAUACAGAUAUUGAGAAUUCAAGCACCUAUUUAACAGUAGAAGGCUCUCCCUUUAGUGAGUAUGACUGUGAAAGGGUAUGUACAAAUGAAACCAAUGCUUCUGCAGAUGUAUUUGGUGACAGUUCUUCAGACGAAGGGACUCUAUUCACAAUGAGUGACUGUAGUUCUUUAGCAGAUUCUGAACUGGAACAACCUGUAGUUAGUGACAACAUGCCAGUCUGUCAGCUGUCACUAGAGGAAGCUGAUGCUAACAGUGAAACUGUGGAGCUCUCAACACCACCAGAGUCUCCAAACAUUGUGGCUGAACUUCAGUAUACUGGGGAAAAUGAAGAUGAGAACAGUGCAUAUUAUGAAACCAUUAUUAAUCAUGGGUCAGAUGCCACCACAGCUGAACCAGCAUCCCCUUAUGCUGAUAAAUGCAGUGACCAUGUAAGCAUGUCAGAUCCAGACACAGUUAGUUCUUCAAGUCAAGAAGUUCCAGGUAAGUUGGAUUAUUUUACUAAUGCAGAGUCAACGCUACAAACCCCUGAUUCUGAUUCUCUCCACAAUCAAAGUACAGACUUUGGUAACAUGGUAGAACAUUCUCCCACAUAUGACACAGACAUAGAGGAAAGUCCUGAAGAGGCUGAAAUGCAGCUGUAUCAGCUUCCCACUGACCCACAGCAUUCCCUCAGCUUCAGUGCCACUGAACAAAAAGAAAAUGCACCAGAGGAGAAUACAGAUGAGCACAUAGCCAGGAACUCCUCUGAAAAGAAUAGUGGUGAAGCAUUAAGGAGAACAUUAAGAAGAAACAUGAGUACAUCUGAGGACAAUGACUUUAUUUUUGCUCCCUUUGAUACUGACUUGAAUGAAAUUGUUAAAAACACAUCGCUGCUGCAUUCCAACGAUGAAUCAUCUCUUCAGUCUCUGCCUGAACGCACAGCUGAAAAACAUUUUAGGCUUAUUACACAGCAAGAUGACUUGCUACCACAGGGGAAGGAGGGGAACACAACUAAGGCUUGGGCAGAUAAAAUGCACAGAGGUUUUGAGGAGGAAAACUGUGAUGGAUACACAGAAAUACAGGACACCAGCAAAUGCAGUCCACCUGAAGAAACACAGCCUUGUAAUCUUACAGCAGAUCUGCUGCAGCUUUGCACUUCUGGGAAAACACAGGCAGGUUUCACAAUAGAUGAUCAUUUCCAACUGGAUCAGAGUGACGAGGAUACAAACUCCUUCUCAGUCCCACAAGAUUUCUUCAGUGAAAGCACACGAUACAGUUCACAUUCAUUCCCACAAAAGCCUGCAGGAAAUACAAUCUCUGAUUCCAGCAAGACAGAGGAUGAUAUUACUACAACGGAACUGGAGAACAAUUCUACAACGGCUGGAGAACACCUCCAAAAUUCCAGCGAAGCUCUCAAUCAAAAAAGUCAGACGAAUUUAAGACGGGACCAGUUUUUUGUUAAGAAGAAAAGAGCAUUUGAUGGAUUUGCUAAUAUUUUGCAAAGCAGGACAACAAACUUCGAUAGCUGA